AUGGAAGCACCACGCUUCAUCGCGUAUGAGAGCACCUCUUCAUUGACAUCUGUCACCCCCGCGGUGCAGGGUACCGUCCUGGAGCUCGGACCGGGAACAGGCAACCAACUCUCAUACUUUAAGUCCAGCGCCAUCACCCGCGUCUACGGGGUUGAAUACAAUCUGGAGUUUGCCGAGGUACUGCACGCUAAGGUCCGCGAAAACAAUCUGGAAGACAUUUACACCCCCGUGUUCUGUGACAUUCUGGAUGCAAAUGCUCUCGAGAGACAUGGCAUCGUGGAAAAUAGCAUCGACUGCGUGACUUCUUUCCAGGUUCUGUGCUGCACGCCGGACCCGACAGCGGUAGUUGCCCAAAUCUGGAAGCUGUUGAAGCCAGGCGGCGAAUUGGUCUUUUGGGAGCAUGGCGCGAGCUCGGAUCCAUUCACGUUGUUGGCGCAGAAAUUCUGGACACUGUUCUGGCCCACCAUCAAAGGAGGAUGCUACCUGGAUCGUAACAUGAGGGACAUUCUGUUGAAGUCGGCCGACUGGGAGGUCGUUGAGUUGAGAUAUGAAGGGGAGAAGGCGUCCAUGAUGCCCAGAACCCUUGGGAGACUCAGGAAGGUGGUUGCUGAGUAG
Molecule: messenger RNA, 615 nt
Organism: Aspergillus ibericus CBS 121593
Lineage: Eukaryota; Fungi; Ascomycota; Eurotiomycetes; Eurotiales; Aspergillaceae
Product: class I SAM-dependent methyltransferase
Exons: 2
Coding region: 1-615 (204 amino acids)
Molecular function (GO): S-adenosylmethionine-dependent methyltransferase activity
Source: RefSeq, a predicted model, not a curated record